Messenger RNA from Perognathus longimembris pacificus (Pacific pocket mouse), 1955 nucleotides. RefSeq names its product gamma-aminobutyric acid type A receptor subunit pi (gene Gabrp). Bases 184 to 1506 code for a protein of 440 amino acids. Gene Ontology annotation, biological process: signal transduction; chemical synaptic transmission; regulation of membrane potential. The record is from RefSeq and is a predicted model, not a curated record. Gene Ontology annotation, molecular function: GABA-A receptor activity; neurotransmitter receptor activity; extracellular ligand-gated monoatomic ion channel activity. NCBI's taxonomy places the organism in Eukaryota, Metazoa, Chordata, Mammalia, Rodentia, Heteromyidae. Gene Ontology annotation, cellular component: GABA-A receptor complex; neuron projection; membrane. The transcript is spliced from 10 exons.
GUCAGCCGCACUGCCUUCCCGCCAUCAGAGUGGCUGGGUGCACCCUCCCAGAGGUCAGGGCUGCCGGAGGAGGAUGGGCUGCCUGGAUAGCCUGCCUGGAGGCCCCGAGCGCCUGCUCUGACCCACUCCAGCUGCUCCCGGUGAUUGCUCCGCGGACCCACGCUGUCUGAACAGCUCCUCGCCAUGAGCCACAGACUCCUCUUGGCCUUUGUGUGCCUCCAUCUCCUCUCGCCAAGGAUGUGCGUCCAGGGCAGCCAGUUCCACACGGAGGCCAGCAGGGGCGACAAGCUUUCCCUGCCUGGCUUCGAGAACCUCACAGCGGGCUACAACAAAUUUCUCAGGCCCAAUUUUGGCGGAGCCCCAGUUCACAUAGCACUGACUUUGGACAUCGCAAGCAUCUCCAGCAUUUCAGAGAGCAACAUGGACUACACGGCCACCAUCUACCUCCGCCAGCGCUGGACAGACCCGCGGCUGGUAUUUGAGGGCAACAAGAGCUUCACGCUGGACGCCCGCCUCGUGGAGUUCCUCUGGGUGCCAGACACGUACAUCGUUGAGUCCAAGAAGUCCUUUCUCCACGAGGUCACUGUGAGAAACAGGCUCAUCCGCCUCUUCUCCAACGGCACGGUCCUGUAUGCACUCAGAAUCACAACAACUGUUACUUGUAACAUGGACCUGUCUAAAUACCCCAUGGACACACAGACGUGCAAGCUGCAGCUGGAGAGCUGGGGCUAUGAUGGAAGCGACGUGGAGUUCACCUGGCUGAGAGGCAACGAUUCCGUGCGCGGCCUGGAGAACCUGCGGCUGGCCCAGUACACGGUGCAGCGGUACUUCACCUCAGUCACCACAUCCCAGCAGGAGACAGGAAAUUACACGCGACUGGUCUUGCAGUUUGAACUGCGGAGAAACGUUUUGUAUUUCAUCCUGGAAACCUAUGUCCCUUCCACGUUCCUGGUGGUGCUGUCCUGGGUUUCUUUCUGGAUCUCCCUGGACUCCGUGCCUGCAAGAACCUGCAUUGGGGUGACUACUGUGCUGUCGAUGACCACGCUGAUGAUCGGCUCCCGCACGUCCCUGCCUAACACCAACUGCUUCAUCAAGGCCAUCGACGUGUACCUGGGCAUCUGCUUCAGCUUCGUGUUCGGGGCCUUGCUGGAGUACGCCAUCGCACACUACAGCUCCUUACAGCAGAUGGCAGCCAAGGACAGGGGGGCAGAGAAGGAGGUGGAGGAAGUCAACAUCACCAACAUCAUCAACAGCUCCAUCUCCAGCUUUAAACGGAAGAUCAGCUUUGCCAGCAUUGAGAUUUCUGGUGACAAUGUUGACUACAGCGACCUGACAAUGAAAGCCGGUGACAAGUUUAAGGUCAUCUUCCGGGAGAAAAUCGGCAAGAUUGCAGAUUGUUUCACAAUUCAAAACCCCAGCAAUGUUGACCGAUAUUCCAAACUGCUAUUUCCUUUGAUUUUUAUGCUGGCCAAUGUAUUUUACUGGGCAUACUACAUGUAUUUUUGAGAUGAUGUUCGACUCCUUACAUGCCACAGGCGUUUAGCAGAACGAGAUGACAAUGACGAGGUGGAGGCCAUUCUAGGCCAAAUGCGCAGCCCCGUCCAGUGGGCUUCAAAGUGGCUCCGAUAGCGUUCGGCCAUCGCUCUUCUCAGCCACCAAUGUGGGCCUAGCAUCACAGGGUCUCGUAACAGAAACCUCCCUCAUCUCUGUGAGGGAGACCCGGUGCAGCCAGGAUUACGGCCGGCCCGGCUGGGUGCCAGAGGCUCCCUGGUCUGCAUUUACAGCUGAGAGCCUGGGCAGGACGCUUCACAAGUGCUGAGUGACGCUGGGGCGUCAGGGGUCACGUCCAAAUUCAUCAUCCCGGCAUUCACUAACUCUCUGCUGUGCUUGUGAAGUAGGGGGUUGCCUGUUUAGAGACUAACAUUUUAUACUCUUUGUUUUUAAUUAAAAUGAAA